Messenger RNA from Teleopsis dalmanni, 1719 nucleotides. RefSeq lists its product as uncharacterized. The record is from RefSeq and is a predicted model, not a curated record. NCBI's taxonomy places the organism in Eukaryota, Metazoa, Arthropoda, Insecta, Diptera, Diopsidae. Bases 183 to 1241 code for a protein of 352 amino acids. The transcript is spliced from 6 exons.
UAAAAAAUUUUUUUUCUAAAAUCUUAAUGGUAUUCAUAGGGAAUAUAUGAACAUAAAAAAGGAAUGCGAAUAAAAAUUGUAAGAAGUUGCGUUUAAAUCGUAGCCGAAGAAAUUUAUUUGCCUCACACGGUAAAUUCAAAAAUUUGGCUAACAAUAUUUCUGUGGUUUGUUUCUACAUAUCCAUGACAAGCAAUUUUCGGUACAUAAAAAUUAUUGAUAAAGUAACAACGAAUCAUAUUGAACAAUUUUGGAUGUCUGAAAAGGAGGUGUUAUUAGUUGAGAUGGUUGAUGGUAGUAAUGAUUCUGAUUCUUCAAAAGAAAGUGAAAACGAGACUUCCACAGACAAAACAGUUUUAAUGCCCACUGAACCAGGUGUUAGCAGACCAGUUAUAAUGGAAACCGAGGCUUACACUUUCACAGCAUCAAACCUUUAUGUUCCGAUUCAGAAACCUGUAUUUACCUAUAAAAUUGACGGAAGGAAAAUAAAACUAACUUGUGGGAUUGAAACAGAAUAUGUUACACAAAAUAACAUGGCUAAAGCACUGGAACGCCAAUAUAGUGCAGUUGAUGAACUUUUCAUGCCUAGGUUUUUCAAUAUCUCAGAAGUAAUUACUUCUCAACAAGAACAAAUGGAAACGUCACAAAAAACGUCAGUUGCGAUUAAAGAAAACUCAAACUCUAAAUCAACCUUAACAAACCAAAAUACUUUAGGUAAUGAUAGAACAAUACGUGAGGAUGAUCACCAAAACUCAUUCCAAAACCCAUUUCAAAAUAAAGCAACAAUGAAGGAGCAAUCAUUGAAAAAUGCCAUCUUCUCGCACUACAAAACUUCUCCAGUUGAUACCUCAACCGAACAAUCAAACUCUAGUGAAACAGAUAAGAAUCUAAAAUAUCCAUCUGGUCCACUAAUGGAACAUAGUACACUAAAAUAUUUGUAUCCAGAAUGUUCUAAUAAUGAAAAGCAAAAUGAAGACAUCACGUUACUAUUUUCUGUGUUGGAAGGAAAAUGGUAUGUUGAAGGAGAUGUAGCACCAUUUCCGAAAGAACUAGAACCAUAUAAUAAACCAAUGAACAGCAGUUAUACUCGUCUUAAAGAUCUAAAUACCGAUUCUUAUCCCACCGCUUCCGAAAACUGUGAUCACAAUACACGUAGAAAACAAAAUGAAGUUAUAUCAUAUCCGGAUUAUAUUCCUCAGGAACCAGGCACUACUAUGUAUUUUUCAGUGAAAGAUAAAAAAUGAUUUAGUUAAUGGCAUCUUAAACUAUUCAUACUGCAUCCUUAAAUCAAUGUAUCAAUGUGAAGUUCGUAUAUGGUUCCAAUACAAAAGUUUAAGUUUGCGUGAAGUUAGUUGAACUGUAUAUGUUAUAUUAUAUAUACAUAUAUAUAGAUUGGGCUCCAUUUAUCGUAUAUGAUAUAUAAUUACAUCAAUACGUUCGUAACUUGAAAGCUGAAGGCCGAUACAUCAAAUAUGACCAACACAUUAUCAGAGAUAAUAUCGGAAACAAGUCGCCGUUUUCAUCAUUAAUGUAUUCGUUCUAGUACUGUGUACUAGAACCGUUAAGAGAAAAUAUUUUGAGAGCAAAUUCUAUGUAGCGAAAUUAAAAAAAUAAUCGAAUUUAGUGACAGUAGAAGUUUUAUUCCGAAUAUAUAGAUGUGCAAAUCAUUUGGCAUUGUUAAGAAUCAAAAAAUUUUGUAUCUGUUUUAUUGAAUACAAUAUA